Vitrella brassicaformis is the source of this 930-nucleotide messenger RNA. NCBI's taxonomy places the organism in Eukaryota, Vitrellaceae. The record is from the annotation of a GenBank genome assembly.
CAAGAACUAUGACGAUAGAUGCACUUGCAGUUCACUCAUGUACACGCACAAAGACACAAACGCAAGGACAAGCACAUGAAAGUGUUCAUGUAGCUUGGCGUGUGAUUGAUACACACAUACAGACAAACAGACAACCGCCAGAUAAAAACGUGCUAUAGCAUAUCUCACGUUCCACUCAUAUCAUAUCUCACAUUCCACUCACUCUUCGGACGCCCCCACGUCCACCCGCUUCGGCUCGACACACUCCACACCAGUCAGACUGUGACACCACUCCGGCUGCUCCUCCCUGAACCUCUCGAUCAGCUCGUUCAUCCGCAGCAGUAUCUCAUCAAUCCCCGACACCCCUCGCAAAGGGCGCACGCGAGCCAUCUUCACCCAGUCCCACCUGCGCUCGAAGGCCUCGAACACUCUCCUGACCCGCGGGUCCGUCCCUGGCCCACCAAAAUUGGCCACAUACCCAAUCAGAUACUACGGCCGCAGAUGGAUUCGCUGCGUAAAUGAAGGGCCCCGGCCGCUGUUGUGCUCAGCCAGCCGGUCGCGGAGGCGGGCUGUGGACCCGAUAUAGAACUCCGACGGGUCUCGCGUACUGCCCAGAGCGUACGUGUAGCCGACGUUGUCAUUGGGGAUGUCUAUGGUCUUGCGGAUGAACGGAUAGUGGCUGUAGUCCACUACCGGGACCCUCGCACUCGUGACCCCUGCCCGGGUCGAUGUGCAGUCCAGCCGCCUGACCUUCUCAAUGCAGUGCUCCAGCCAGGCCGACCGCUGACGCAUCAGCAGCUCCAGACAGCGCCUCACUUCCUCUCGCGUGUUGCGAAAAUAGAUGCCGUUGAGCUGGCGGGUGCAUGACAGCAGCACCACCAGCAUCGCUUUCUCCCAUACAUGAUACGCAGAGCCCGCCAGGUCAGCGGGGGACAGGAUACGGGUCCCCAU